Molecule: messenger RNA, 2067 nt
Organism: Polyodon spathula (Mississippi paddlefish)
Lineage: Eukaryota; Metazoa; Chordata; Actinopteri; Acipenseriformes; Polyodontidae
Product: adenosine kinase-like
Exons: 12
Coding region: 250-1347 (365 amino acids)
Biological process (GO): purine ribonucleoside salvage
Cellular component (GO): nucleus; cytosol
Molecular function (GO): adenosine kinase activity
Source: RefSeq, a predicted model, not a curated record
AUUAUAAUGAAAAUUAUAAUAAUUACACAAUUAUAACGACCUGCACAUCGUCAUAAGUAUCGUAUUGUGACACUGUAUUGGUUACACCUCUACUUAUUUAUGGGGUCCAUAACAUCAUCUAAAUAUUUAAUUAAUUUGUUGUGACAACUGAUACAUCAGAAGCACAUUCAUAGAUUUAAAUAGAUGUGUGUGUGUCUUUCUCCAGCCGCCGAUAAACAACGCAAAUGGUGAUUGUGGUGGGCAGUAAAGAUGGCAGCAGACGAACCUCAAGCUAAAAAACUCAAACUUGAAGAAAAAGAACCAAGCCAAAAUGCUCUCUUCGGAAUGGGCAAUCCUCUUCUCGAUAUCAGUGCUGUGGUUGACAAGGACUUGCUUGACAAGUAUGGAUUGAAGCCAAAUGACCAGAUCCUAGCUGAGGAAAAACACAAAGAGCUGUUUGAGGAAAUUGUAAAGAAGUUCAAAGUGGAAUACCAUGCCGGUGGCUCCACCCAGAAUUCUGUUAAAAUUGCCCAGUGGAUGAUUCAGCAGCCUCAUAAGGUUUCAACGUUUUUGGGAUGCAUUGGCACUGAUAAGUUUGGCGGGAUCCUGAAGAAGAAAGCCGAGGAAGCCCAUGUUGACGCUCAUUACUACGAGCAGAGCGAAGAGCCGACAGGAACCUGUGCAGCCUGCAUCACUGGCGACAACAGGUCAGCCUCUUUUUCGAGGUCCCUUGUUGCAAACCUUGCUGCUGCCAAUUGCUAUAAAAAGGAGAAGCAUCUGGACUUGGAAGAGAACUGGAAGUUGGUGGAAAAGGCCAAAGUCUUUUACAUUGCAGGAUUCUUCAUCACAGUUUCCCCUGAGUCCAUAUUAAAGGUGGCCAAACAUGCCUCUGAACACAACAAGGUCUUCGGCUUGAAUCUCUCUGCACCAUUUGUCAGCCAGUUCUUCAAGGAGCCCAUGAUGAAGGUCAUGCCGUACGUGGACAUCCUGUUCGGAAAUGAGACGGAGGCUGCUACUUUUGCAAGAGAGCAGGGCUUUGAGACAGAAGACAUUAAAGAAAUUGCAAAGAGGACCCAAAGCCUGCCAAAAGUGAACAAGAAGAGGCAACGGAUUGUCGUCUUCACCCAGGGGAAAGAUGGCACUGUUGUCACCAAUGGCAAUGAAGUGAUGGUGUUCCCUGUAUUAGACAUUGAUCAGAGUGAAAUUGUGGACACAAAUGGAGCUGGAGAUGCAUUUGUAGGAGGUUUUCUGUCGCAACUUGUCUAUGACCGGCCCCUUGAAGAAUGCAUUCGGGCUGGACACUAUUCAGCCAAUGUCAUCAUUAGGCGUGCAGGAUGCACUUUCCCGGAAAAGCCAGACUUUCACUAACAUCUGAAAAGGAUAGUGGGAACAAGAGACAUCCCUUAGACAAUGGGGAUUACUGCCUUUUUUUUUUUUUUUUUUUUUUUUUUUUUUUAACUGACCCAUCUCUUUCCGGUGCCUGCGUUUUGACGUCUGUACUUCUGUUCAUCUCACUGUACAGUUAUUGGAAUUUCAUUUUAAAAAAUAAAUAAAUGAAAAUGUUGUGGGCAUGUUGUAAUUUUAUAUAAGAGCCAAUUUUAUGAAAUUCUGUUUACAGUUCGUUCUUUAAAAAAAAAAAAAGUUUACUUAAUAGCUUUAUUAAGCAGAUAAGUUUAAAUAUCAUGUUUCUGUUUAGUGUUUUGUUUUAGUGUUUUGAAAAAGUGGUUUCAUGCAGUUGCAUUAAUCAAACAGGACUAUUAAAAAAUAUAACACUGUCUAGGGAAUUAAUGUCUUUUUUCACUGUGUUUUAUAGAAUUAGCUUUUCUCUUUUAAGGGGACUUUUUUAAAUACAAUCACUUCAAGACUUAAAUUGAGGUACAGAAUUAUUUCUGCAGGAUCUUGCUGUGACAUACCAAAUUGAAACUUUAAACGCACAGUUCUAAAAACAAAUUGUAUGAAUGGUAUAGAUUUUACAUCCCAAGUACAGUUUUAUAUGUGUUCAGGUAGGGACGGGGUCCACUUCAUGUGACAUGUAUUUACUGCACUAUGCCAUCUCAAACUGACAAAAUAAAAACAAUGUGAUAACCA